UUUUAUCAGUUGUUUUAGAAACACAUUCGGAAAUUGGUUCAUUAACAGAAGAUUUUAAUUUACUUAAAACAUAUUAUCAAAGUGAAAAGAACUAUAAUAUCGAAAUAAAAAAUGUAUUAGAAACAAAUGAACUUGUUUCUGAAAAUACUGAUAUUAUAGAUCAUAAUAAAGAAACACAAUAUUUUGAUAACCAAGUUCUUACUUCGUCACAAAUUAAAAAAUAUCAACAAAUAUUUUUACAAAAUACUAUUAAAAACAAUAACAAAGAGCAAAAAGUUAAUGAAAAAUUAGCUACCCUUUUAGAUCAGCAGGAAAAAGAAGAUUUUAUUCAUAAGCUUCAUACUACAAUUUGCU
Molecule: messenger RNA, 354 nt
Organism: Dentiscutata erythropus
Lineage: Eukaryota; Fungi; Glomeromycota; Glomeromycetes; Diversisporales; Gigasporaceae
Source: the annotation of a GenBank genome assembly